This is a messenger RNA of Periophthalmus magnuspinnatus, 3331 nucleotides long. RefSeq names its product adaptor related protein complex 5 subunit beta 1 (gene ap5b1). The record is from RefSeq and is a predicted model, not a curated record. The transcript is spliced from 3 exons. Lineage: Eukaryota; Metazoa; Chordata; Actinopteri; Gobiiformes; Gobiidae. Gene Ontology annotation, cellular component: lysosomal membrane; AP-type membrane coat adaptor complex. Bases 117 to 2945 code for a protein of 942 amino acids. Gene Ontology annotation, biological process: endosomal transport.
AGUCACCUGACAUGCACGUGACACAACACGGAAGUGACAGAGAAAUCGAAAAUCGUUUGAUGAGUUUUUGCGUUUGAGUCACUUGGAUAUGAGAAGGUAACAAGACAAAAACAGUCAUGACCGAGCAGUGGGUUGAGAAGAUUGGCUUUUUCUGCCGCAGCCCGGUCCAUUUCCUCUCAGCGACAGGGACCACGGCCGAGACCGUCCUGAGUGAACUUCUGCGGGAGCUGCGAGAGGACAGAGCCUCUGCUAAUGUGAAGGUUCUCCUCCUGAGUCCUUUCUGUGAGCAGCCUCUGGUGCUGUGUCCCUCACACUCUGUGGGUGAGGAGACAGCCCUGGAGCUCAUGUCUGUGUAUUCCCAGUGCUCUCCAAAGGUUCUCCCUCUGCGCUGUCACCUGCUCCUGGCCAUAUCCUCAGUGCUGGUGUGCACAGACUGUGUCAGCCGCCGCUCCAGUGCCACUCAGGACUUCCUUGAGUUGCUUUUUCUGAUUGUCCAAGACACCAGUGAGCUCCACUCAGACACUGUGUCCCGAUCGCUGCGGGCCACUGCUUGUGACUGCCUGAGGGAGCUAGAGGCCUGCUGCCCUGGCCUUUUGUCUCAGCAUUUAGAGCUUCUCGGAGCACUACGACAAAGAGAAAACUCCAGGCUGCACCAGGCCUACUGUGAGCUGUACACUCAGGUGAUGAGAAAUAGUGUGUAUCAGCUAGCACAGUGCACUGGGACUGGACCAGAUCAUUUGAAAGCUCUUCUAGAGGGUGAUACCUCUGUAGCAUGUGAAGUUACACAAGACACAGAUCUGAUGAACAGUAAAGACUUUGGUGCUCUGUCAUCUCUGGUCCUGGGUCCUAUGGGCGUGGCGCCCGUCAUUCACACUGGGCCUGACUGUAAAGAGCUGCGUUUGAUUCUGUCUUCUCUGCUUGAGGACUCUUACCUGCUCACUCCUCUGGCUCAGGCAGCUCUGCUCCACAAACUUAUCGAGCUGGUCACUAUGGUUCCAGGGAUCCCACCAACCGUAUUCAGAGCGCAGCUGCUGCGGCUGUUAGGCACCACUGAGGUUUCCCUCCUUCACGUAACUCUUCUGAUGAAGAGUGCCUUCACAGACAGCCUGUUUAGCGCCGAAGAUGAAGCAUUCCUCCUAAAACGCCUGGUUGUCCUUUCCCAGCAUCCAUUGCUCAGCACAUUUGAAAAACUCUUCUAUAUGGACUGCCUCCUACAUUUUCCAGAGAAUCGUCCCAUUGGCUGUGGGGAUGAGAUGCUGCCGGUGCUUUUAACGCCACAGUUAGCAACUGCAUUAGUGCCAACGGUAUUUAAUGACAGCGUGACGAUGCUGACUCGAUUCAACCUGCUGUCUAUGGUAUAUUUGGACGAGGAGGGAGAAGAUGAGGAAGGGAAGGGUUUGACCUACUUGUACGAGCACCUGGUUACUCUGCUUGGAAUUGUAGGAAAUGGGGGCAACCGUGAAAUAGUUACCACUUUUUUCAGAGCCUCCUUCCUUUUUCUGUCAUACUUUGGUCAUGUAGAAAACUACUCAAGCCAGCUGAUUAAACAUCUGUGUGAACUCUACCUCGAUCACACCCACUUGGCCUCUCAACUUAUCAACUUGGCCAAUGAAACUCAAAACAAACUGCCAGACUCGAGCUGGACAGUGGCAUUACUCCAGGGCCUUCAAACUGCCAUCACUAAAGUGCCACUCACAAAUCUAACAUCUCAAGAACUCAACUGCCAUCUUAAAAUCAUGGCUCGUGUUGCGGAGGAGAGGGACAUCCCACAACAUAGCACACUCCACUUCCUGUCUGCUGUUGUCGUAGCAUCGUCCUCAUCUUUGCUCGGAAACUGGCGCCUGGGCAACAGCAUAUUAGCGGUUUGUCGCUGUUUGCUAAUACAUCCAGACCUGGACACUUGGCUUGUAACUUUAGCUGAUGUCCUCCAGCACAUGGCCAAAAGCUACAGAGACACAGACAUCCGAGACCACAGUCGCCUCUACUAUACACUUCUCACAAACCUGUCCAAAGAGAAGCUGGCUGGAGUGUUAGAGAGGGGCACCGCCACAGAGGGAGAUCACGUUAAGAAGAGAACAUUGUCUUACAUUGUAGCAGAGAGCGAGGGUCAGGCGAGCAUUUUAACCAUUCAUAGGACAGAGAAAGAGGUUUUAAAACUUGUAGAACUCAAGUUGACUGAGCCACGGCAGCUUUCAGAAGAUAAGGACAGUCCAUGUGAUUCCAUAGACGCAGUGGCAGCGUAUAGAACUCAGUUUGACAGUCCUGACUUUGCAUCAGAAGUGACCAUAAAUUACAACCUGGUUCACAGUGAGAAAAGUGUGUCACAGUUUGACCACCUUUACAGUAUUCACCUGCACUUGAGCCUAACAGAUGACCAUUAUGAAGAGUUAAGAGACAUCAGUGUGCCUUGUCUCUUCAGAGAAAAGCCUCCUCCCAUCGUAAAACUGAAGUUAAAGCCAAGGCAGCCAUACCCCACCACUCUCCACGCAAGUGCCGUUUUCACCACCCAAGAGGGACUCACUUGGUAUUCUGAACUUCCAGAGAUCCAUGUUUCCUUUCAGCAGACCUUCUGUCCGGUGCCUGUACCACCAGCUUGGGGUCGACUCGACAAACUUAAGGUGUUCAGUGCUCUGUGGCAGGAGAUCUGCUCAGAAUGUGAGGAUGUGGUGGAAUCUGCCAAGAGUCUGUUUUGCUGCCAGUUAGAAAAAGAAGAACUGGAAAUAUUGGUUGACAAACAUUUCAAAGCGUUCCUCGUGGAGGAUGAUAGUGUUCACGGAGAGCUCAGGGUGUUUGUAUUUUUGCCGCCGUUGUCUCACGUGCUGUUGAAGAUCAGACGUGAAGAGGACGCUGUGAACUUUGACAUAGCAACGGACAACUGGCAUCUUCUGCCUCACAUCAAUUCAUUUUUACAGGAAGUAACAUCACAAGAACAGUCCCCCAGAUGAAAGCCAGCAUCUGGUUCUUUUAAUGAGCAUUUAAACAAAAUAUCACGUUAAAUGCAUCAUAUUCAGAAGAGUAAAAAAAUCUAUAUUAAAUUCUAUGGUAUUAAAUGUAUGAAGUGACACAACAAAUGCAAAAGGGCGUAGUCAGUAUUAAGAUGUGUCUUAGGUUUACUUCAGUGCCUGAUUUUUAUCUGUAUUUUUAAAUCAUUUUUUGUGCGUUUACACAGAUGUUUUUGGUAUUUCAGUAACAGAAAUAUAAUGAUGAGAAGUUGAAACAAAAGUUACUGAGGAUUGUUUGUUUUUUUGUUUAUUGUAUAGAGAUAAAUGAAGAAAAAUCCAACUAAAUGUGAUGUCUAUGGAUUUGCAAUAAACAGUAUUUGUGAUUUUUG